Molecule: messenger RNA, 2460 nt
Organism: Fundulus heteroclitus (mummichog)
Lineage: Eukaryota; Metazoa; Chordata; Actinopteri; Cyprinodontiformes; Fundulidae
Product: cytochrome P450 2J2-like
Exons: 9
Coding region: 35-1531 (498 amino acids)
Biological process (GO): xenobiotic metabolic process
Cellular component (GO): intracellular membrane-bounded organelle; cytoplasm
Molecular function (GO): heme binding; oxidoreductase activity, acting on paired donors, with incorporation or reduction of molecular oxygen, reduced flavin or flavoprotein as one donor, and incorporation of one atom of oxygen; iron ion binding
Source: RefSeq, a predicted model, not a curated record
UGAAGCUGUGUUAGCGGAGCGCAGUCUUGGGGAAAUGGAAGCUUUAUACAGUCUUCUCGGCUUGGAGUGGUUAGACACCAGGAGUGUUUUAAUAUUUUUCUGUGUGUUUUUGCUGCUGAGCGAUAUUUUGAAGAACAGAAAACCAAAAAACUUUCCUCCUGGACCGCAGGCUCUUCCCUUUAUUGGAGAUCUUCAUCGACUCAACCCUGCGAGAAUUCACCUGCAGAUCACUGAUUUUGCAGAGAAAUAUGGCAAUGUUUUCAGUCUUCAUCUCUUUGGAGGAAAAGCUGUGGUCAUUAAUGGAUACAAACACGUGAAAGAGGCUCUUGUUGAAAAAGGAGAAGACUUCCUGGAUCGGCCCUCCAUUCCAUUGUUUUCUGAGGUUUUCCAGAACAAAGGUAUUGUGAUGUCCAACGGUUACCCAUGGAAGGUACAGAGGAGGUUUGCUCUUCAUGCGCUGAGAAACUUUGGUCUGGGAAAGAAGACCAUGGAGAGAUACAUCCAGCAGGAGUGCCAGUACCUCACUGAAGGUUUUGCUGAUCAGCAAGGCAAGCCAUUUUCUGGUCAGACACUGAUAAACAAUGCCGUGUCCAACAUCAUCUGCUGUUUGGUCUUUGGGAACCGAUUUGAGUACGACGACAAGGAGUACCUCACUAUUCUUGAUAACUUAAAUGAGAUUUUUCGAUUACAAGGAAGUUUUUGGGUUCAGGUAUACAACAUGUUUCCCUCUGUGAUGAAGUGGCUGCCAGGACCUCAUAAGACAAUAUUCAUCCAUCUACAGAAGCUAAUUGACUUUUUAGAAAUUCGGAUCAAAGAACACAGAGAGAACCUUGACCCCUCAUCUCCAAGAGACUACAUCGACUCCUUCCUGAUAGAAAUGGGAGACAAAGAGGACAAAGAUUCUGGUUUUGAUCUCUUCAACUUGUCAGCUUGCACUCUGGACCUGUUUGCUGCUGGAACUGAAACCACCACCACUACUUUGCACUGGGGGCUGCUGUACAUGAUUUACUACCCUGACAUACAAGAGCGUGUCCAUGCUGAGAUCAAUGCUGUGAUUGGUUCAUCCAGACAACCUGCUGUGGCUGACAGGGAAAACAUGCCCUACACUGAUGCAGUCAUCCAUGAGAUACAAAGGAUGGGAAACAUCCUUCCUCUCAAUGUGGCCCGCAUGACAAGCAAAGACACCACCCUGGAUAAAUACUCAAUUCCAAAGGGCACCAUCAUCAUAGCAACACUUCACUCUGUCCUCCAUGAUGAGUCCAUGUGGGAGACUCCACACUCCUUCAACCCUCAGCACUUUCUGGACCAGGAUGGUAAAUUUAGGAAAAGAGACGCCUUUAUGCCUUUUUCUGCAGGUAAACGUGUGUGUCUUGGAGAGCAGCUGGCAAGGAUGGAGUUAUUCCUCUUCUUCACCUCCCUCCUUCAGAGGUUUAAAUUCUCCCCUCCUCCAGGAGAGCAGCCCAGUCUGGAGUACAAACUGGGAGCCACUCAUUGCCCCAAACCUUACCGCCUCUGUGCCGUGCCACGUUAAACCAAAAGAAGUGUUGACAGCGCCACUGUGCAUCCCUUCUGCUGUUUCUGAACUGAAAGAUCCGAGGGGUGCCUAACCUGUUGUUAUUACAGCAGUUAAGAGGGAAUUUGAAUAGUGUGAGAUAAGAUAAACCUGAACUCUCACUGGGAGAAAUGUCACUGAUAACAGCAAGUCAGUGGAGCAAAAGUAAAGCCAGGACAGAGUUGACUGAUGGUACUCUAAUCAGUGUAUGAUAAUAAAGAUUACAUUAUAAAUAUACAAAGUAUUCAUACCCCUUAAACAUUUCUGCAUGUUGCCAGAGUUCAACAAUAAAAGAAGCAUGUGAUGCACUGAAAUGAGGAGUUAUAAUAGAUAACACACAGGAAAAGGAAAACUUUGAAAUGAUUAAAUGUAAUAAAAUCUGAACUUUUGUUUCAUUUUUAUUUACAAAUAUGUAUGGUCCUGUUAAAUGAAAAGCUACAGUUCUACUUCUGUAUUAAGAAAUCUGCAUUUUUUUCUCUGACAAACUUUGAAGAUGGAACGAAAUAUCCUUUAUUCUCCCUUAGUGGGGGAAAUUCAGGGGUACCAGCAACAAAGUGACAGGCAAAAUAACAGCAUGCAGAUUCACACAAAGGUAAAUGUAAAAAUACAGAAAAUAAGAGGAAAGCUGUUGUGAAAUUUAGAGUGUAAGCCAGUGAAUGUUUUCAGCUUCAGAGGCAAUUUAAAUAGUGUGAGAUAAGAUAAACCUGAACUAUCACUGGGAGAAAUGUCACUCAUAACAGCAAGUCAGUGGAGCAAAAGUAAAGCCAGGACAGAGUUGACUGAUGGUCCUCUAAUCAGUGUAUGAAAAUAAAGAGCACAUCAUAAAUAUACAAAAGUAUUCAUACCCCUUGAACAUUUCUGCAUGUUGCCAGAUUUCAACAAUAAACUUUACUAUAUUUUAUUCAUGA